AAAUAUUGUAGCUGGGAGUAAAAUGACGUACAAAUGGACAGGAAAGCUAGUAGGAAUCACCAUAGUCAUACUUGUUUAUGAAGACUCGGCUGUUCAUAGCAUGUCGGACUCACAAAAAAGAGAAACGAAGGAAACUGUUGAAGAAAUGUUUAAUCAUGCAUAUGGAUCUUACAUGAAAUACGCUUUUCCUGCUGAUGAACUGAUGCCAUUAAGCUGUAAGGGGCGGUAUCGUGGGACGGAGCCGAGUAGGGGUGAUGUUGAUGAUACCCUUGGAAAUUUUACUUUAACAUUAAUCGAUACCUUGGAUACAUUAGCUGUUCUGGGACAAGUUGAAAAAUUUGAAACAGCUGUCCAGUUAGUUAUUGAUUAUGCCAGAUUUGACAGUGAUAUUAUUGUGUCAGUGUUUGAAACUAAUAUUCGAGUUUUGGGGGGGUUAUUAGGAGGCCAUGUGAUGGCUGCUUAUUUUAAGAGGAAGCGGCGUGCCAUGGAAUGGUAUAACGGUGAACUGCUAGUGAUGGCUAAAGAAGUGGGAUACCGCCUUCUGCCAGCACUGAAUACAACCACUGGUAUUCCAUACCCCAGGAUUAAUUUAAAAUAUGGUAUGGAGAAAGAUAAGUUAGCACAGAGACAUAAGGACACAUGUACUGCUUGUGCUGGCACCAUGAUAUUAGAAUUCGCUGCAUUAAGUCGUCUAACGGGAGACCCGGUGUUCGAGGAGAAGGCCCAUAAAGUUAUGGACUAUCUAUGGCAGCAGAGGCACAGCUCCAGUGACCUCCUGGGAACGGUCAUUAACGUCCACAGCGGGGACUGGAUAAGGAGGGAGGCAGGUGUUGGGGCUGGCACUGAUUCCUAUUAUGAAUAUGUAUUGAAAGCUUAUGUUUUACUUGGUGAUGAGAAGUACUUGUACAGAUUUGAUAGGCAUUAUAAUUCCAUUAUGAAGUACAUGAGUAAAGGACCAAUGCUGGUUGAUGUUCACAUGCAUAAACCCACGUCAUCAGCCCGACAUUUCAUGGAUGCUCUCCUUGCUUUCUGGCCGGGAUUACAGGUCUUAAAAGGCGACAUCAGUCCUGCCAUUAAAACACAUGAAAUGCUGUAUCAAGUGAUUCAGAGGCAUAAUUUUCUACCUGAGGCAUUCACUACAGACUUUAAAGUCCACUGGGGACAACACCCUCUGAGACCAGAGUUUGUUGAAUCAACAUAUUUUCUGUAUAAGGCCACACAUGAUCCACAUUAUUUACAAGUUGGGCGAUUAAUUGUGGAGAAUCUGAACAAGCACGCUAGGGUGCCUUGUGGAUUUGCUGCCAUAAAGGAUGUGGUCACAGGGAAACAUGAGGAUCAACUAGACUCGUUUGUGCUGGCAGAGACCUUUAAGUAUCUUUACCUGUUGUUCUCGGAGGAGAGGGAUCUAGUGGUACCGGUCAAUGAGUACAUCUUCACCACUGAGGCCCACCUCCUCCCCCUGACCCUGUCCCUCGUCAACUCCUCCACAAUAGAAACAAAGGUGAAAACCAGUUUGUACGAUGUUAACCUGGAUGGACCUUUAUUACUGGAUCCUGAAGAGAACUCAGACCAGCAAACCUGUCCAAACCCACUCCACCUCAACAAGGGAACCACAUCCUAUGCAUUUGACAUUCGCACAGAACUUAAGGAUUACGUCAAUAAUGUACUCUCCCCAGGGGACAGUUGUAUUCGACCAAGUCCGAGGUUACAUGCUGCAGACUUUGUGAUAAGUAACAGAGAACACCAGGAGCUGAUCAACAGGAUGGGAAUCAAGAUCUCUACCAUGAGUGAUGGAAGACUUCAGCUCCUCCACUCUGCUGGCUCUGCUGCCUCAAAGCAAGAUGCAGAGGAGGGAUUAGAAUUUAUGAAAGAAAUGAUUGAACUGUCUCAAAAUGCACAACAUGACCAUCAACAAGAACCAAUGACUGUACAGUUUGUGUCCAACCCGUUCCAUGGAUCAGUAUCGUUAAAGGCAGGACCUGCUCAGUUUGGAUACAACCUUAAAGUGAAUCCUCCAAUUUUUGGCCAGGUGGCGAUUGUCACACCAUAUGAUGCUUGCCACACCAUACAGAACCCUCGUGACUUGGAGGGAAAGAUUGGGGUGCUGGAGAGGGGAAGUUGUAUGUUUAUGGACAAGGCCAGGCGUUUACAGGCAGCAGGUGCUAUAGGAGGCAUUGUCAUUGAUAACAACAAAGAAAGUACUGCAGAGUCAAGUUUGUUAUUUGCAAUGUCUGGAGAUGGCCAGUCAGAUGUGGUGAUCCCCCUUGUCUUCCUGUUCUUUAAGGAGGGACAGCGGUUAUUGGACGCGGCUUACGAGUACCCAGACUUAGAGCUUUUAUUGACGUACACACCUAAAAGUGACGUGGUUUUCAAUACAGCCAAUAGUGAAAAAGCAGAACCUUUAAAUCCAGGUGACUCAGAGAAAAAGGAAGUCCCAACAGAAAUCCACACCAAAGUACAAGUGGAAGCUCCACCCUCCACAGAAUCCACUCAGGUGGAGAGUUCUUCUAAUGACAAAUCUGCAGAACUGAACACCCAGGCUACUAAACAUGUCCAGUCUGUGGAAGCUUUAGAAUCUCUAGGAAAAACUACAGACACAUACAGCUGCAGCACUCAAUAUGGCCCAGCAUUUUUGUCUGUUUUUGCCACAACACUGCCAGGGGAGAAUAGUUUUACAAUAAUUCGCAAUAAGGAUAAUACAGUGGACUUGAGGUUUCAUCUUUUCCAAGUCACAGAAAACAGAAAACCAGAAAUAAAUACUUUAUAUGUUCAGAUAGUGGAAAUAUUACGCCAGAGAACAAACUUUCUAUUGCUAGAAAAACAAGAGGAAUAUUUAAUAGCUCUGGCCAGAAUGCUAGAAGCAGCCAUUUUUCAGGUAGAUAUUAGCCAUGAUACAGGGCAAAAUAUUUUAAAACUGACUGGACUUCUUCAAGUAGAGGAGGACCCCAUUAUAAUCUCAGGACCUAAAGAUAUGGUGGACGGUGCUUCACAUUUAUACACUUCACAGAGCAAAGACAAAAAUCAAAGUUUUUCUUGCAAGAGGACUAAUCCAUUACUGAAAUUUAGUGAAAGACAUUGUCCACUUCAGAAAAACAGGAAAGUGACCAAAGUGGACAGUAUACCACAAAAACAAGCCAGCGACGGAGUUUAACGCAUUUAGAGAAUAUGUUUUAUUUUGUAAUUUAUAAAGGAUUAAGUAUAAUUGUGCAACAUCAUUCUGGAAGCUGGACAAGUCAGGAAAAAUUAAAUUUGCUGGUAUAUUCAAACAAUUUAAUGUAAAAUUAUUAAUUGGCAUUCUUUGAUAUACACAUUGGAGUGAUCUGUACAUCUGGAAGCAUCUCAUCCAUAAUUCGGAGACACCUUGAAAUUCAAUAUAUUUCAAAAGUAUAAGAAAAAAGUAAUUCAGUUAAAAAAAAAUAAAAUAUAAAACAGAAUGUUGAUUAAAACAUGACCAGUUUUAUUUUGAUCCUCAGUAGAUUUUAACAUACAUAUAUUUAGUUGCACAUAAAAAUCUAGGUUCUAUUCCUAUGUACAAGUCAAAACUCAUAUUGAAUAACUAAGACUGGUAGAGUUUUAAUCUUUGUUUUCUGAUUGUAAAGGAUAUUUACAUUUAUUAAAGUUUGGCUUAUUAGGAGGGAGCUUUGAAAUGUGAUGAGUAUUGGUAGAUAUAUCUGAUUUAUUUAAGUUUGGUUACAUGCUCCAGUAUUAAGUGUACCUGUGGGUGACUCUAAGAGACAUUUUGUCUUUGAUUGUUUUUGUCUCAUGGCAAGUAAUCGAGGCAGAAUGAUAUAAUAAGAAUAAGUUUAUUUCAUUUGGAAGUGCCUCUAAGUUGUAAACAAUCAAGACAUAUAUUUUGUAUGUUGUGUAAGUUGAACAUGUAUAGAGCUGUCCAUAAGUAUUGAUAAACAAAGUGAAACUUUGAAAUUCUUUCCAGAUUAUUAGCUUUAUGUGAGGUUUUUUUUAAAAAAGAAUUUGGUGCAUUUUAUGAAAUUUAUGUAAAGCUUUUACAUUGGAAGCUGAUGAAACAGUUGUGUCAUAUUUGAUGAUGUCCCUUGUUUUUGACAUAAGCUGAUGUUUUUUAGAUUUAACAUUUUGAAUGCAAUAUAUGUUCUUGUUUUACUAAUUAAUUUUCAAUUAAUGCCUCAUUCAGUAUUUGCAUAAAAGGAAUAAUUAACUGGACACCACCAUAGAACAUGCAAAAAUGAUGUAACAUGACUGCUAUUGUAAGAAGUUGAUAAAAAUCUUUUUGAGACACAACUUUAAGCACUGAAGCUUUGAACCCCAGUCUAAAAACUUGGUGUUAAGCAUCGUAGUAUUUUAAAAUGUUACAGAUAAUUUUAUUUUAUAUAUGUAAAAUUUUUACUUGAAUUAUGAAUAUGAAUUCAGAUUAGUCAAGUAUUUCUUUCAUAAAUGUAUGAUUAUACAAAAGGUUCACUAAACUCAGCAAGUAACCUCUCUGUUUCAGCAUCAUAAAUUAAACAGAGGUAAACAUUUCGGAAUGUACUAUUUUUAAUUUUUCUACCAGAAGAAUUAUUUGAACUACAGUUAGGUAAUAUUGUUUUCCUUGUAGUUUGUCUUCAGUAGAACCAGCUGACAUUUUUCAUCAUCAGUAAAGUUUCUCUGAUAAAAUAAUAAUUUAUAGAUAACUUGAUAGAAGAAGUCUUGAAUUUCUUCUUGAUUUGAUAUAUUUAUUGUUUUAAUUGACAUAUCCUUUUUUUUGUUUAUAGUUGAACCUCAUAAAUUAAUGCCAAUAUAGUCAUAGUGUGUGAGGGUGUGAGGGUGUGUGUGAUAGAGAGAUAGAAAAAUUAUCAUAUUUCAUUGAUUUCAUCAACUGGAUAAUCUCUUUAGUUGAUUGAACAAAAUGAGAAUAUUGUCAAAAGGAAAACAAACUGCCAAAUCUCCUUCCACAGUAAUAUGCAAUGUUCAAAAACACUGAAUUAAUUUCAAGACAAAGAUUUGUGUUUGUUGUUUUGUGUUUUUAAACUGGUUGUAAAUUAGAGAUAGAUAUUAAUGUUUUUAUUUCCUGCUCAUACAGAAAUCACUAACUUCCAGUAUCUGCUAUGUACAGUUUUAUUCCAAACUAGAUUUCCAUUGAAAGAUAUAUUGAAAAAAAAUACAAAUAAACUCUUCUGUGUAAAAGAUAAGACAAUUUGUUUGUGGUACAUGUAUGAAGUUUUGUUCCUGUAAAGUUUCAGGGAACAUUUUCAAGGAUCUAUUUUUACAUUUUGCAAAAUUGAAAUUUCCAAACUAGAUUUUCAUUGAAAGAAAUAUUGAAAAAAAUACAAAUAAACUCUUCUAUGUAAAAGAUAUGAAAAUUUGUUUGUGGUACAUGUAUCUUUCUGAACCCUCUAUACACCAAAGAAUAACGUUUUUUAAACUCUGGAGAAAUUAUAUAAAGAUAUAUAUAUUGAAUUUCAAUUUUCAGCUAAGGGUACCUGCCAUUUGCCCACCAGGAAAAAAUAUUCAAAGUGUUGAACUAUAAUCACUAUUGCUUACUUAAAUGAGAAAAGUAAUUGCACAUAAAGUGUUCAAUUAAUUCAUCCAGACCAAAUGAAAUAUUAAGAAUGCUUGAAUUGAUUACAAAUUAAGUAAUGAACUUCAGAUUUCAAUUUAUUUUGUAUAAGAUCUAAGGGCAGAUCAGUUUAACUGCAAUAAAAUACCAUGAAAUUUAGAACUCUUUAGUGUGCUGUGUAUAGACGGUUCCUUAUGUCAUAAUUCUUAGUAGUAAGAUUAGAACACCAUUAAUUCACACUUUCAGAUGUAGGCCUAUAAGACAAAUACCCUAAAUGUAAUGCAUGUUAAACAACAACUUUAAUUACUAAUUCUCUGUAUAAUGAUGCAAACUGUGCUCAUUUUUGGUGCAUUUUAAUUAAGGCAUUGUAUUUCCUUACAUUUAAAACAAAGUACACUCUCUGUGUAUCUAUGUAUGUGCAGUUCAAUUAAAUCCAAGUAUUUGUCAUUGACCCUUUUAUUUCAUAUCAUCUGUUUGAUUUUUUGAUUCAGUUCAUUUCAGUGAUUCAAACAUUGUACAACCAGGUCUUGUAUAAAGAGGUAUUAAUGGUAUUACACUCACAAGUGAGUUAUAUUUAGCUUUCAGAUCUAAAUUGUAAGAAAUAAAGCCACAUUGUCUUCUGAAUGUUACAUUUUUUCUCUCUGUGUGUUUAAAAAAUUGAAAUAUUUCUUGAGAAAACAAACCCUUGUUUUUCAGUGCAUAUACCGGUAGUAAUCUAGCCUUUUGAUUAUUUGAACAAUACAUGUCAUUUUUACUAUAUAUUGAAAAAAUAAAAAUUAAUAAUAAAAAAGAAUAAAA
Molecule: messenger RNA, 6310 nt
Organism: Saccostrea echinata
Lineage: Eukaryota; Metazoa; Mollusca; Bivalvia; Ostreida; Ostreidae
Product: ER degradation-enhancing alpha-mannosidase-like protein 3
Exons: 22
Coding region: 23-3151 (1042 amino acids)
Biological process (GO): mannose trimming involved in glycoprotein ERAD pathway; carbohydrate metabolic process; endoplasmic reticulum mannose trimming
Cellular component (GO): endoplasmic reticulum; membrane
Molecular function (GO): calcium ion binding; mannosyl-oligosaccharide 1,2-alpha-mannosidase activity
Source: RefSeq, a predicted model, not a curated record